AUGGUCAUAACAAGGAAAACCCCAAAGAAGACCGCGACAAGAAGUGCAACAAGAGCUGCAAAGCAAGAAAAAGCAGCAGCUGAGGCUUCCGCAAAAACCGAACCCGUUGACACUACUUCCUUACUAAAAGUAGAACCUGAUGGCGACGUCGUCAUGACACCCCAAAAUGAAUCCGUAAGUGGAACAGUGGCCGAAGACGAAGCAACCUCGGAGGGUUUGACUAUGGCUUCCGCUCCAUACGAAACAAACCCGGAAACAUCACCUAUCAACAAUUUCCCGACACCAUUAAACCUUAACGUUGUAGUCAAAAAAUUUAAAAAUCCACAUUACAGGCCAUCAAGAAAAUAUAAAAAUGUCAAACAAAUGCUGGUGGCCGAAAGAAAAGAAAACAUGCCAUUGGAUAUACCAACUUAUUCAAACAUCGAAGCACCACCUUCGAUCGUCCCUCAAAAAAAAUAUUGUGAUAUAACAGGAUUAGAGGCAAAAUAUACGGAUCCAAAAACUCGACUCAGGUACCACUCCGCGGAGAUAUAUAGGGAGAUUAAACAAAUGGCUCCGGGUGUCGUUCAGGAUUACCUUGGGUUGAGACAUGCAGCAGUUAUAUUAAGAUAG
Molecule: messenger RNA, 612 nt
Organism: Acaulospora morrowiae
Lineage: Eukaryota; Fungi; Glomeromycota; Glomeromycetes; Diversisporales; Acaulosporaceae
Source: the annotation of a GenBank genome assembly